AACCGUGCUGACAAUAUUAUUUCUUUGAAAGAAGUGCAAAUUGUCUUGUGUGAGUUUCCUGACGCUGCUGUCUUCCAGAUGUGCCGGGCAGCUGUUAAUCCUAUCCGUCGUCUCGAGAUCCCCCGCUUGGCUUGGACGAAAAGGAUCGAAGGCAUUAAGAGACCCAUCCCCGGAGAUAAUAGCCCACCGUGUGCAUUGACAACCCAUCCCCUCACCUCCGGGCAUCUCUCGCCGCCUCCGCCUCCCCGGCUGCCAGCUGUAACUGCGAAAUCCCAGCAGGAGAGGGCGGUGUGGCUGACCGGCAUUGUGAUGCCUUCGGGCCCCGAGGCCUUCUGGGAGUUGUGGUUCCGGGCUCUCUGCUGCGCCUCGCGUGAGCCAAUGGACGCGCGGCAGGGACGGAGCAUGCGCCUUGGCGUCCAAGCCGACGCCAUUGGCAUGGAGGGGCUUAAGGCGUUUUCAAACCGGCGGGCGGGAGAGCCAGGAGGUCCCGCCGGGGAUGCAGUUCUUGAAAGCUUCAGGAAAAAUUACAGAAGGCCCCUGAAUGAAAAGUAAUGUCCUGCUUGGUCAAAAAAAGUAACAUCUGUUCUCCAGAAUCAACUGUGUCAUCUCUCCUAGCGAGUGGUAAUUUUAAGAGUGGCCAUGAUUCCUUGAGUCACAGUUCAAUCCAAUACAAGGACAAAUGGUAUAGUUCUGCCUCUCAAGCUUUAGAGGCCUAUAUUAAAGAUUUCAAUCUCAGUCUUUCAUCGUCAGACGUCAGAACUGGAAAAAUUGAAAUUCUUCCGAGGGCUCCUGAAAACUUCAAAUCCUCAAAGGACAAUUUCGAGUCCAAGAGUGAAAAUGUCAAGCAGCGUACACUUCUUGGAAGAAGAAUUGUUUGUGAGCCAGAUAUAGUUAGUCUGACUACAGAUAAUCUUUUAGCAUUUCCUGAAGAUGGUUCCCCCUCUUUCAGGAUUUCUAGGUCAUUAGCUCAGAGAAGCAAUGUGAACAGGAGGUCCUGGACGACAUCUGCUUCUUGUUCUCAUCACUGGACUUCAUCCGUCCACGAUAAAAAAAAAGAAGAUUCUUUGAAAAAUUCCUUGCUUCCUUCCUCAUACCAUGAAGGUAGCAGAAAAAAGGGUACACGAUAUAAAUUUCAAAAACAUCAUUCUCUGCUGCCUGGAAAUGACCAGCUUGCGAGCCGAGAGACAGUGCUUCAUAAGAAUUAUCCAAGAUGGCUGACAAACCAUAAAACUGAGUUGAGCAUUUCAGAUCUAAGCAGUAUUCCUGAAUGCAAAUAUCCCAUCUGGCUGAAGAAUCAUAAUCUCUUAUUGGAUCCAAGUAAUGAAAAUUCCACACAGACCUCACAUGUGUCUUUGCAAGAUAAUCAGGAGUUGGUGGAGUUUCAAAAUAUUAAAAGACAUAAUGAUGUGGUGAGCCUAAGUCACGAGUGUGAUGCUCAAUCACAUCGCUCCAAAGAUUCUCCAUGUGCCUGUUUUCUAUUGAAGGGCUUAAGAGAGCACAAGGAUCCGCUUAUAGAUGACACAGAGAAACUGAUUCAGAAAGCAAGGAGGGCACUGGAACCUUCCGCUAAGCAAUCAACCAGUCUCCUGAAAAAUGAUGGGAGUCCAAGUACAGUGGAUGUACUAGAAGCAGAAAGAUUGUGGGAUAAUGUUCCAAUUGGUUUAAAAUCUCCGGUACCUGUAUCCUGUGUAGAGGAGAAUUCGCCACCAAACCCCAAGGCAAGGAUGGUCAAUAACUUUUUAGAAGACUGUUUGCAUAACGAUCAACAGGAGAGCACGUUUUCGGGUGGAAAUCAUCAUGGUCCUGUAGAAGCUUUGAAACUCAUGCUAUUUAACCUUCAAGCAGUUCAGCACAGCUUUCACAAGAACAAAUCUGACAGACCAAAGGAAGAGUCCCCAAAAGUUUCAAAUGAAGAUGAAAAUAUUAAGUUGAUCGAUUGUGAUAUGAUCCCUGUGGCCCGAUCUCUUCAGAGAGCUUUGCAUCAUUUAUCUCGACUUAAAGGAUUGGUUGACGAUACGGGUGGUAGAGAAGAAUCAACAGAAUCGCUCAAGACAUGAAGCAUUGAUCAUAAAUAU
Messenger RNA from Thamnophis elegans (Western terrestrial garter snake), 2075 nucleotides. It is a transcript of the gene C3H18orf54, whose product is annotated as chromosome 3 C18orf54 homolog. The transcript is spliced from 8 exons. NCBI's taxonomy places the organism in Eukaryota, Metazoa, Chordata, Lepidosauria, Squamata, Natricidae. The record is from RefSeq and is a predicted model, not a curated record. The coding region runs from base 552 to 2057 and encodes 501 amino acids.